Molecule: messenger RNA, 5589 nt
Organism: Pristis pectinata (smalltooth sawfish)
Lineage: Eukaryota; Metazoa; Chordata; Chondrichthyes; Rhinopristiformes; Pristidae
Product: coiled-coil domain-containing protein 89
Exons: 6
Coding region: 1-1350 (449 amino acids)
Source: RefSeq, a predicted model, not a curated record
AUGCGGGUUUCUGUUGUUAUUGGCAACAGGAGCAUGGAGCCGCAGCGGGCCGCGGAGCGCAGCCCUCGAAACUUCAAUCAAAUGAUGCAGGAGAGCAAACAGGAAAUUGAUACUGUGCCGCUUACAUUAGAGAAGUUACGUGGAUUGUCCCAAGAAGAUAAAACAGAAAAUGCCAUGUUACGAUCUAGAAUAGAUGAACAGUCACAGCUCAUUUGCAUACUAAAACAGCGGGCUGAUGAGUUCAUUCGGCGUUGCCAAACUUUGGAAGCAAUUAAUGCUGACCUGGAGAACCAAUGUGAAAACUUCAAGCAACAACUAGAGGGUGAACUAAAGUUGUCAGCUCAGCUGGAAGAGCGAUUCAUGGAUCUGGCAUUAAACCACCAAGAAAUUAUCAAAUUUAAGGAUGAAUAUAAGAGACAGAAUUCAGUGCUUAGUGAGCAAAAUGAAAAACUUCAGAGAGAAAAUGAAAAUCUCUUUUGUAAAGCCCUGCAGGAAAAGGAUGACCAAAUAUUGAAGCUGUCCAAUGAACUGGGAGAAUGUUUGAAACAAUGCAACAUGCUAGAACAAGAAUGCAAACAAAUAACACAGAAUUUACAAACAAAAGAAAGUGAUUUUUUAGAAAAGCAAGUAAACACAGAAAAGUUUUAUCAGGACAAAGUGCAGUCUCUGAAGGCAAAGCUCAAAGAAACAGAAGAUAGAUGUAAUGUUGCUGAACUGAAGCAGAAAGAAGCUGCAGAAAUUAGAAGUCACAAAGAAACAGAAUUCCAGCAGAAAAUACUUCUACUGACACAAGAGAAGGAGGAACUUCUUAAAAUUUCCAUGGAGAGAGGGAAAAUUGUACAGGACAAACAAAAAGAGAUACAGCUACUUCAGGAGAAAUUAAAAUUAACAGAAAAAGCAAAGAAAGAUGCAGAAGACAGAUUUCAAUAUGAAGCCACAAUGGUAAACGAAAGUGCAAAAGUCAAGGCAUUACAGCAGCAGUAUCAUAAAUAUCAAAAGAUUUAUACUGACUUGGAAAGAGUAAGUAGCUACGGUUCUGACCAGUGGUCCAGCGUACUUUUGUCAUUUGUGCCAUCACAAUGUAUCAUGCACUUUUCAGAUUGUUUUUCCUGCUUGUAUAAGUACCACCGAGGCAAAUUAGAACUAUGCCUUUUUAAAGCAGGAAUGAAGCUAUAUCCUCUAGUCACCAAACUCAAUAAGGUGUUGAAUAAAAUUAUUUGCACAUUGCUUCAAGUAUAUCAAUAUUCCCUUUCCAUUACUGAAAUUGUGCAAAUUUUUCCAGAGUAUUCUAGAAAUCUUAUCAGGAGUUUUGGAAGACAGUCCUGGCACAUUUAUUUGAUAUUUUACUAGACACUGCUCUGUAUCUCUGUUGUAUCUGAAGCCUAAAAAACAGCACCAAAUAUUAAACAUUUUUGCAAAAACACUAUUAUGUGCAAUUUUUAGACAUAAAAAGGUAAAGCUUCAACGCACUGUGGAGAAGUUAAACAUUCUAUGGAAGAUGUUAAAUAAGCACAUGUCAGUUAAAAUGUUUACAAUUAACUGUAGAUUUAAAAAUUAUUGCAGGAACAAACUUUGGAUGUAGGGUUCAUAAUCCACAUCACUUCCCACUUGUGACAAAACCUGGUGUGCACUUGAACAGAUGUAAAAGUCUGGAAUGAGGUGAAAAAUCUAUAUUUAUUGGUAACUAAAAUGAGUCUCCUCCACAAACCCAUUGCAUGCUACAGACCAUCCAUAACUUCCAUCAUGUGUGAAUGCAAGUAGUCCAUUGAAAACUCUUUUAAUUUCUAUUUUCUAACAUUUUUUCCCAUAAUAGGAAUUUGAAGCAUUCAAAAAGCACAGCAAUAACCUACUAACAAAAGAAAAGGAACUGAAUGCCAAACUACGUCAUCUGAGUGAUGCCAGAUUUCAAUGUGCAUAAAGUAAAAUGUUGAUUCUUUAUAUCCAGAUGCAAAUAAAAGGAAUUUUUAGUGACCUACUUUUGAAAUAAUUUAUCAUUUUCAUUGAAAAUGCUUAGGCCAUUAACCAAAGUAGGAGAAAUCAUAAGCCAGUUUUGGAGUUGCAGCAAGUUGACUCUGUUUUCCUUACAUUGUGAAUGAAUGACUUCAAACAGGCAAAGGAUGGUAAUGGUGGGGGUUUCCUGGGAAUUUCUGUCCCUGAUUGUUCAAAAUAGAAAAGGAGUAUUCAGGAUGGUAUUGAAAACUUCGAGGCCAUCCACUGGGAGCACAUAGGUCCUACGUAAGGAAGCUGUGACAUUUCCUCAGACCAUACUGGUGUGGGAUGUUGGUUUAGAGGGAUUUGACACCCCUGGUGAAAAUAAACCAGUUGUGACCAGGAAACUUUAUUGGCAGAGUAUAUUAAAGGUGUCACAGAUGUAAUCUUCUCCCUUUCUUCUUAGGUAAUACCUCAGGAUCGGGGAUGACUAAUUCCACUCUUUUUCUUGAGUUCUGAGGCCAAUGUGAGAACUGCAGACUCUUCCAAAGAUGGGGCAGUUGGUUACUGAUGGGGUAGGUGAGUGAGUAGCUUUUGAGGCAGUAUCUUUUCCUGAUGCUUAUGCAGGGCCUGUGUGCUACGAAUGCAUGGCCUCAAAGUUUAUAACACCAUCCCAAACAAUAACAACAGAGAUUCCCAGGGAUCAGUGAGGAUAUUGCAUUUUUUCAAGGAGACUUUGAGCAUACUCUUGAAUCUGUUCCUACAUCUGCCUGGUAAUCUCUUCCUAAGUCAGGGCUUAGAAUAAAGUGUCCAUUUCAGGAAUUUGGUGUAACACUGAGUGUAAACAUGGCCUCCAUAGAGUGUAAAUAUAGAUGUUUGCCUGGGGAAAGAUACAGACAUUGGUUUAUCCUUUCAGUGAAUUUGGAGGAUCCUGUGUAGAUGGCAUUGAUGAUAUUUUGCCAGUGCCCUGAGGUACUUCAGGCAAUCCAGGUCUUAGAAGCUUCCAGGACAGGAAUCCCUGCUGCCUGGCAGGUCUGGGGUCUUGAUCUUUACCUUUCUCCCCCAAUCUAUCAAAGUCUGUUCUGGUGCUUGGAAUGAAGUUGGUGAGUUGCAUCACUGAUGUUUGCCUUUGCUGAGAGGUGGCUUCCAAGUUUUUCAGGGUUUCACUGUAAGCCUUUAUUGUCAGGUGACAGUGUAGUGCAGCAGGGACAGAUUGUUAGAGAGACUGCUGAGUGUAUCAUCUCACGUGCUCCAGUAAAAGUGCUGUUGAUGGCUUGAAGCUUCACUCCGAAGUACGUGCAAACGCAAGUGCUGCGUACAUACUGCAGCUCGAUUACUCGAGCACUGAGGUCUAAGUAACCUUUGUUCUGGAAUGUAUUCAGAACAGUCUGAAGAGUUUCCUGUUAUUCUUAAUAUUAGUUCUAGUCCUACAGGAAGAUUGUGGAAAUGAGAUUCCACAAAUCUGCCUCUUCUCAUCAGUGCCUCACAAACAACCAGUCAACUCCCAACCUAAAGGAGCUGCAGAGCUUCUGGGCUGCCCUGAAGUCCAUCAUUAUUGGCACUGCCAUGAAAAACUAGGACUUGUUUGACUAUGAGAUCUAAGAGCUAAUUAACUGCAAAUACAAGGCUUCCUGGAUUGGAAGCACCAUCUUUCCUCAAGGGAAAACAAACAGUUCACAGGCACCCUGAACAUCCAAGGAAAAAAGUCAGGAUCUAAAGAGCAGAUGGUGGAUGGAAAGAGUACAGGAGGCUCGGAAGCUUGCCAACAGCCAUGAUGUGCCGUUUCUUCAGCAUUUUAAAAAUCAUUUAUGGCCCAAGCACCUGAGGCCCCAGCCAACUGCUCCUGUGCCCAGGAUCGAGGGACAGAGAGGCUGGAAGGUACACUUUGAAGCACCCCCACCCCCAGUACCAUGAGUGUCCUUAACGUGAGCACCAUUGACACCCCAUCCUACAGCUGCCUACUCAGGUCAUGCUUGCUGCCACUCCUAACUAACAAAAAGUUGAGAAGGCCACAUCUGAAUUCAAGAAUAAUAAACCCUAAUGGAAGACCAUCUUCGCACUGAAAUCCUAAAACACUCUAGAGCUUCAGUCACACAUACACAGCCUCUUUGGCCACAUCUGGGUAGAGGAGCAUCAGAGAGGAAGUAGAAGCAGGUUGUGUGUGGCUGGCAGACUGAGGCUAGAGAAUAUCUCCAUAGGAAGAGGUCAUUGACUGUCUGGGAGAUAAUGCCCUGGUCACAGUUUAGAGGAAGUACAAGCAGGCAUCAAAACUGGCAAUGAAGUCAAUUUACUAAACAAUAGCACUACCCUUAUCAGCAGGUUCAGAGAGAACAGGUUAGAGCAAGGGCAGGGAAAAUAUUGUAGUCUAUCUAAAAUACUCUCAUUUUAUGAUCUAGUCAUUUACAUGGUAAAAAGACCAAUUUUUCCCUGCUAAAAAUCAAAACUGCAGAUUUUCUGAAAUAACAGAAAAUACUGGAAAUUCAGUAAUGCAAGGUAGCAGCUGUGGAGAGAGAACAGGUUUCAGGUCACUGAUUCAGAAGUUGCAGAAUGGGUUGAGUUAGAGAAAACAUAGGCAGUAUCUAUGGUGGAGAGUAAAGUUGUGCAGAUGACAGAAUGCUUUUGGAACACAGGCUCUACACUCUUCCAUGCAAUAUUUGCCCUUUCUCAUUAUCCAGGGACCCAAACAAUCCCUCCAGGUCAAGCAGCAAUUCAGUUACAUUUCCUCCAAUAUAGUACAUUACAUACUUUGUGGUCUCUUGUACACUGAAGAAACCAAACUCAGAUUGGGUGGCAGCUUUGCUGAAGACUUCCAUUCAGUCCAAAGGUUGACCCCAAUUCUCCACUCCAUUUUAAUGAUCUAUUCCAACAUUGCUCCAACCAAUGAUAUAGGCUAACUGGCAUAUACUUACCCACUUUUUUGGGGCCUGUCCUAAUAGGGUGACACUGUCAAGGAUUUUUGGAGGGUUGUAACUAAUGCAAGCACUAUCUCAAUAGCCUUUUUUUUGUUAAUGAUUCUAGGGAUGCAAGCUGGCCCCAUUAGUUUGUCUACAAUGUGGGCAAGUGAGAGGUCAUGCACUUCUGCAUAAGGAAUCAAAAGGCAGUUUAUCCUAAUAGAGAAUGCAAAUGACUGAAGUUCAGAGGAAUUUAAGUGUUCUUGUGCAUGAAUCACAAGUUAACAGGCAGGUCCAACAAGCAGUUAAGAAGGGGCACAGCAUGCUGGCCUUUAUCGCAAAGGGGUUGAAGCUUAAGAAUAGGAAGGUUUUGUUAGUUCCAUGAUGUGAGACCAGUCCUGGAAUACUGCACUAAGUUUGUCCCCUAAUGCAAAAAAAAGUAGCAUUGGAGGCAGUCCAAAGGAGGUUCACAAGUUAAAAAUGAGAGGCAACCAUAUUCAAACACAAGAUCCAAAGGGAGCUUGACAAAGUAGAUGUUGAGAUGUUUACACUUUGGGAGUGUCAUGAACAAGGAACAUAGCUACAAAACAAGCAGCCAGUCGUUUAAAACUGAGUGCAUAGAAAUUUCAAGAGUAGCAAGGCCAGAUCAUUAGAUGCAAAUAUUCCAGCAUUUGAGGAAUUGAGGGUUAUGGGGAACUAGCACAGAGGAGGAAUUGAGGCCAGCAUAGAUCAACCAUGAUCAUAUUGAAUGCCAAAGUACAUUUGAGGG